Messenger RNA from Oenanthe melanoleuca, 2699 nucleotides. RefSeq names its product pleckstrin 2 (gene PLEK2). The coding region runs from base 527 to 1594 and encodes 355 amino acids. Gene Ontology annotation, biological process: intracellular signal transduction; actin cytoskeleton organization. Lineage: Eukaryota; Metazoa; Chordata; Aves; Passeriformes; Muscicapidae. The record is from RefSeq and is a predicted model, not a curated record. The transcript is spliced from 9 exons. Gene Ontology annotation, cellular component: plasma membrane.
AAGAAGUUACUGUAAGAUUUGUAAAAGUCUCCUUGUAAUCCUAUGUUACACUUAAAAGUUGUGCUGAUCUGUAGAACUCCUGAGAGGUGAGUUUGUUAGGUGAGAAAUUUUAAGUGGUAGUUGUUUAGUCUGAAAUUCUGAGGAAUGUGGUUUUAAAAUUCUGCUUCCUCCUCCCAUGCAACACCUGGUUUGUCAUUUUCUAGCUGCUUAUAUUGGCCAGCUCGCUCGGUGGUGGUUUUUUGCUCUGCUAAAUUCUGUGAAAUUCUUUCAGGAUCCUUUUUAGACAUCCCUUUGUUUUACUUCCCCGAGGGCAGGUAAUAUAUCAGAGCCAGCUCUGUUUAACUAAUGUCUCACAGGUAGGGAGGGUGGAAAAAAAAAAAAAAAAACAGGGUAGGGAGACUGCGUCACAUUGGAGGAGUGGAGCAAGAAAAAUGAGCUUUCUUAAACAAAUCAUGUGCAGAGGGACAGGCUGCCAGGGCUCAGGCAAUUCUCUGCGGGAGCUCUGCUCUGUUACCUGCUGACCGCGAUGGAGGAAGAAGCUGGAGUGCUGAAGGAGGGCUUCCUCGUCAAACGGGGGCAUGUUGUUCGUAACUGGAAAGUGAGAUGGUUCGUUCUGCUUCAGGAUAAGCUGCUGUAUUACAAAAUUGAAGGAGGCAAGAAGGAGCCUUCUCCAAAGGGAAGGAUCCUUUUGGAUGGCUGCACUAUUACUUGUCCAUGCCUGGAAUAUGAGAACAGACCGCUACUCAUCAAACUAAAGACAAAAACCAAUACAGACUAUUUCCUUGAAUGUUGCUCCAGGGAGGAACGUGACUCCUGGGCUUUGGACAUCACUGGAGCUAUUCAUGCUGGUCAUCCAGUACAGGUACAAGAACUUCACAAAAUGAAGAACUCUUUCAAACUGCUAGAAAAUAUCAGCCUCCACAACAUAGUGGAGAGAAUGUAUGACAGCAGUACUGGAAUUAAGCUGACCCGCAACUUGGAUCAAGGAAACAGAUAUAAAGAGACCUUCACAGGUUCUGCCCUGGUGGACUGGCUCAUCUCCAACAGCUUUGCCGUGUCACGCUUCGAGGCCGUCACCUUGGCGUCCAUGCUGAUGGAUGAGAACUUCAUCAGGCCCGUGGGGGUGCGCAGCACCGAGGCCACGCGCUCCAGCGACCCCUCGGAGAAGUUCCUGGACGACUCCACCGCCCUGUACAUGUUUGCUGAGAGCAGUAAGAAAAAUACCAGUUCCAAGGAAGAGGUGCAUUUUAACAUUUCUGAAUUAAGUGGCACAAUUGUGAAGCAAGGAUUCUUAGUGAAACAGGGGCACAAGAGGAAAAACUGGAAGGUGAGAAAAUUUGUUUUGAGAGCUGAUCCUGCUUUUUUGCACUACUAUGAUCCCACCAAGGAAGAUAACAAACCAGUAGGUGGAUUCUCUCUUCGUGGGUGUCUUGUCUCAGCUCUGGAGGACAACGGAGUCCCAGCAGGAGUGAAGGGCAAUGUGCAAGGCAACCUUUUCAAAAUCAUCACCAAGAAUGACAUUCAUUAUUACAUCCAGGCCAGCUCCAAGGCAGAGCGAGUGCAGUGGAUUGAGGCAAUCAAACCACUGACAUGAGUAAUGUGGACUCCAUGCCAAAUGACAAACCACAUUUAUGACCCAGUUCCUGCUUUCAUUAUCUGUGAGUUUUGUUUUUCCCUUGAUAGUCUAUUUUCAUUAUCUGAAUUACCAUAACACCUACCAGUUCUUAGUGGACCAUGCAGACCAAAUCAUGUAGAUCCAGAAUAAUUCCCCCACCUUGAAUUUACUAUCUAACCAAGACCAAACCAGGUGGAUCCAGACAAAUGGGGCUUUACAAAGAAACGACGAGAUACUCCAAGAUGGAAGAUAAGGACCAAGUAUUCAGUCUGUGUCUGACACAUCCAGGUUGUGCUUUAUCUUAAAGCAGAAUUGUUUUGCUCCUUUCCCCUUUAUAAAGGGGCUCAUAAACUUAGUAAAGACUGAAACAUCUAAGUCAUGAAAGGUGCUGGUGUCUGAGGCUGCCUUUCUUGGUAUACCACACAAAUCUUGCUCUAAGCCACAACCCAGCUGCCAGGGUAAUAUGCAUUGCAAAACAUGCAAGGGGUCUGUCUGUCCAUCCAUCUGCUCUACUAUUUAGUUCUCCGUUAGACUGGAAAAGAACAAAGGGUCUUGCUCUCCACCAUAUAGGUUACUCUUAUGCUGGUAAUGUCCCACAUCAGAACAGGAUCCUGAGUAUUAAAUCAGACCAGUGGAACUUCCAGGUAAUUUCUGGUGCUGAAUAUAUUGAAAGAAAUCCCUCAGCCAUAAAACCAAGACUUUUUCUUCUGAUUAUUACUGUAAGUCCAUUUAUGUUCUGCACUGUUUGGACAGAGAACUAUAGUAGCAGUCCUCCCUAUUGCUGUUUCUAUCUUAAGUCAUUAUUUUUUCCAUUAUUUGCCUACUAAGCUUGUCUUUGACAUCAUUAAAUAUAAAAAAAAAUCCCAAACCAGUGCAUUUUAAUAUCCCAUGCUUUUUAGAGAUGUUAUUUUUCUCAAAGGGCAGUUUGAGUAUAUGAAAAAUUAUGGUUUCAUACACUGUGAUUUUAGAUUUAUAAAUAAACUGAGACACCAGAGGGUAAAAUGGAAUGUAGGAUAUUAUUCAAACACCUGAUCAGCCUGCUGAUACACUCUUUUCAUAAAAUUCCUUGUUUUAUCUGAGGACA